This is a messenger RNA of Zychaea mexicana, 549 nucleotides long. RefSeq lists its product as uncharacterized. Lineage: Eukaryota; Fungi; Mucoromycota; Mucoromycetes; Mucorales; Lichtheimiaceae. The transcript has 2 exons. The coding region runs from base 119 to 538 and encodes 139 amino acids. The record is from RefSeq and is a predicted model, not a curated record.
CUCGGCCUGCCAGCCCGAACGCAAAAAGUGCUUCAGGCCACGGUACCAGCCAUCGACGCCCACACGGCGCAAUAAACAUAACAAACAGAAUUUUAUUUGGAUUUCUAUUGUGGAUGCUAUGAAUGAAACCAUUGGCGUUCUUUGCGGCACUUUUUUAGAUGUGCUGAUGAUGGGAUUUACUACUGUUAGCCUUUAUACAAGAUCAUCCAAGAUACAAGAUCAUCCAAGAAAAAUAAAGAAAACGCGCGCCAUCACGACGACUACAAAUACGACAAGGAUGCCGAGCAGCUCGUAUCCCCUCACACCUUUGUUGCUACUGUUGCUGUUUUACAUUGUGCUUAAAAAGCAUCCUACUACAGGAUCUUCAAUAACGUUGGUGGCUCGUCAGGACAGCAUGUGGACGGACAUAGAAAGUUUCACAAGUUUGUUUAUGCAUGAAUGUCAUAUCUCUUGCACAAUAUCAUUGAUACAUGAAGCAGGCAUAUUUUCUGCACCUCGAGCCCAGUCGCGUAUGAGACGAGCAUAUAUAACUCUGUAACAGUUGAGCUG